Diaporthe batatas is the source of this 3351-nucleotide messenger RNA. RefSeq lists its product as uncharacterized. The transcript has 3 exons. NCBI's taxonomy places the organism in Eukaryota, Fungi, Ascomycota, Sordariomycetes, Diaporthales, Diaporthaceae. The record is from RefSeq and is a predicted model, not a curated record. The coding region runs from base 1 to 3351 and encodes 1116 amino acids.
AUGGGAAGGAGCACCUCAAUUGCCUAUGCCUUCCCCUUCCGCCUAGGUGCCAUGAAUCCAGCAGCACUCGCACCGGAUGGCGACCUGUCUCCGACCCAUCUCCUGCCCGACUGUUCCGCCACAGCAUCGAGAAUGAGCCAACACCGCGUCGCCAGGCGCUCAGCCAGUCAUGGAGCACUCAGUCACUCCUACACAGCUCAGAGUCGAGCCGGGUCCGACUGCGGUUAUCAAUUGCCUCCUUUCAAGCCGCUUAGGAGCAUUAGGGAGCACACUUUCUUGGACCCUGCCGCAUCAGCAGAGGGCAUGCUGAGGAAGACGACCGAGACUGGCAACAUCGGCAUUUUCUCCAUCAAUGUCACCAGGACCCAUGAUCAGCUCUAUGGCAGGCCCAUUGGUCUGCGUGCCCGGGCAAGCCUCGGAGACUUGCGUCAACCACCGCGGCCGUGGUCGCGAAGCAGCGACAGGCCUGCGGCGCGGGACGAUCGAAAGCAGCUUCCUUCCUACCGCGACAGCACUUCGGAGAUAAUAUCCAUGUAUGGAUCGGAAAAUCACAGCAGCAAGUCCCUCUCUAGCUCGCUCACCACCCCUUGCGAUGAAUACGGUUCGAGGUCGUACUCGAUGACAAGUUGCGGCCCAAGAGGCUAUUUCAUGCAGAGACCCAAUGGCGGCCAUUACUUGCAAGACUACCAGGGGAGAAUCCAGCGACCGAGGUCCCCUUACCCCUAUCCAACCCGUCUACCACGUCAUGGAGUUCGUCCUACCUCUCCAGCCCUGACAGAGAGUGGAAAUGUAGACUAUAGCAGAAUGGUGGAGAUUGACAGGAUCUCUUACACGACAAGGAAUCCACUGCCACUGACCGUGAGACAAGGCGCCAAUCUCUCUGUGCGAUCAGUCUCUGACAAUCAUGUCGCAACCCGCCUUUACCCACUUCGGCCACAAAACCGGCCUCCGCUGCCAAAUCACCUUCAUGCGUGUGGCGUGAGAUCACGGAGCAGGCUCGAAGUUCGCUCUUCGGACCAGAGUUUGAGGACAAUGAGCUUGACAUCAAUGAGCGGCGGCUAUGGUCAGACUUCCUCACGAGUGCGCGGAAUUGCAACAACCCCCAAAAAGCCUCUUUUCUACGACUACAGCGAGGAGUUCGAGGAUCUUAUCGAGCCACCGCCAAUUGACCCAAUUGCACCCAUUCCACAACGCUUUUCAACUUCUUUUCGUCCUGUUGUCUUUCAGAACAGCAGCGUUGAAGGCCCCGAGAGUAUGGAAGAUGCGCAAAACGAAUUUGAGGCUUACCUCCAGGAAGGGACGAGCACAAGCCACCAUGCUAAGGAAGUCAAUGCUUCUAGUGAUUCCCAAAGCCUGCCGACUUGUCUACCAUUUCGUGAUCCUGAUGCGAUUCUGCACCAACCAGCGCACGACCACUCAGAGUCACAUCCGUCCAUGGGGACGGCUGUUUCGGCUGCCAACUGCCUUGAACCACCGUCAGCUUUGGAUGAAGGAGAAACAUUAGGAAAUAUGAGCGAGAGGAAGAAUCUGGGUCAGAGGAAAGAAUUCACGUUCACGGAAACAGCAUCGGACUCUUCUACUCUUGAUGACCCAUCUGAGCCGAAAACGCCAGCCUUGACUACAGGCAUGCCGUCCAAAGUCGGCCCACUUCGGGACUCGCAGGACGGUUGUGCAAAUGUUCAGGACAUCGAGCGUCCGCAGGAAUUUGACAAAUUGGCAACCUCGCCGAAUUCGCCGAAGUACGCCUCCACUGACCUUCUGAAGCCUCACAUGACCAGUGCUGAGGUCUCGGCAUUGCCGAAGGUGAGCUGUAGUCCGCGCCAUGGCAGCCGGUUCUACUCUCUAGGCUCAGGCCUGUCUGAUCUGGCAUCCUUUGUCCAUCAGGUUGAUCAACAUUUUCAGACACCGCGACCAGAGGAGCCCCCAACCGCCCGUGGCGAAUCACAAAGUCCUCACCAUCAAGCACAAAUCAGUAGGGAACCGACAAUUGUCAAGAACAGCCCGUGCUUAGGAGAGAAUAAGAAGCCAGGACCAGAAAAGGCUGCCAACACGGUUUCGUACCCCCCGCGGAUGUCAUCACUCCGUGAAAAUAGGAGGAAAUUUCCAGUAUUGACGGUCAACACCGCAGUAGACGAGCCUCACCAGUAUCAGGUUGUGUCGACACGCGAUGGCCCAACGUUGAACCCUCAGCCGAUCUCCCCCGCGAAGUUGUUGCGCGUGAAAAACAGCAUUCCUCAGUUGAUGAAGGCUUUACCACCACUUCCUGGGUACGCUCCGGCUCCGGAAUCACCCUUUGGGCCAGCUGUUGUGCCCAUGGAAUUCGAGCCCUUCGAGAUAUCUCAGUUAACGGAUGCUCGUUCUACACUGAUUGAUGCUUUUCAGGCAGACGAAGCUCCCAAAGGCUACGAUGCCUUCAUCUUUGACAGGGCUACUAACAAACCGCGACUGAAGUUGAGACACGCAGCGUCAUUCGCGGCGGAACGCGAGAAGACUUCCAGGCGCGAGUACAUCAUCCCGAAAAGUGCCUCCCGGCCUGAUACUUCCGCUAAGCGACCAACAACCUCGACUGGAACCUCAACUGUGACCGCGACGGCUGCAGAGUAUUCCACCGCCCCCGUGAAGCGAAGACUGCCAAUCAAGAUUUCCCGUCCCACCCUCAACUCGCUGGUACCUGACGAUACAGGCACUGUAAAACGACGGCCAGGCAUACAAAAGUCCAGUACUGUGACGGAGCUUGCUUCGCGGGAGCCGAUUGAUCUGUUCAGCUCCGCCGUCGCCUUAAGAGCUGCUGUGGCAGACAACGAGAUGCACUUGACUAAACAAUCAUGCCCACCCAAUGGAAUUCAUUCUGACACGCCGGUCGUCAAAAUCACUCCGUUGGCGAGUAUUCGGCAAGUUGCUGCCGACGUUGACACAAGGGGCACAUCCCUGGACACGCAGAUGGACAUGAUGCGCAUACCAAGUGUCGACUCCCAACCAGGUGUGGCGUGCGAGAUGCAGAGCUUCUUCUCUGACAACAGCAUUGUAAAGCCACGCCAAGGGCUGAGAAAACGAAUUUCCAAUCUGAGAUUGAGAAUUACAGAGUCUCGAAACCAUCACAAAUCUCCGCUGAGCAAGCUACAUCGUGAUGACCGGGUUCCGGAAAGCCACCACGAUUUCGUUGGUGGUUCCUUGGCCCCUGACGACCAGCCAACGGGCUCGUGUAAAGAGCAGUUCGCAUCAACGAGUGACCGCGAAUCUCAAUCACCCAUUUCAGGCAAGCGACGAUUGAGAGGCAGACUGGAAAAGUUCAUGAAGGGCGCAAAGCACAAACUCCGGACUUGGGGUAACCCCAAACGCAGAACUGAUUGA